Molecule: messenger RNA, 1107 nt
Organism: Aspergillus terreus NIH2624
Lineage: Eukaryota; Fungi; Ascomycota; Eurotiomycetes; Eurotiales; Aspergillaceae
Exons: 8
Coding region: 1-1107 (368 amino acids)
Molecular function (GO): agmatinase activity; metal ion binding
Source: RefSeq, a predicted model, not a curated record
AUGUAUUUGAACAUCAUAUCCCUUUCUCUACCCCUCCUGUCAAUUGCCCUCGCAAGAGACAUUGUCUUUCCCCCAAUUGCAGCAGUCCAAGGCUCUAGCCAGUUGCCACUCUCCCACGAUGACCCUGUUGAUAUCACGACCAACAGUCAGUACAACGGGUUGACCACAUUCGCUCAUCUGCCAUACGUCAACUGCUUUGUAGACGAGGAAAGCGACUCUACUCCCUACGACAUCGCCUUUCUGGGCGCCCCCUUCGACACGGCAGUGACGGCCCGCCCUGGCGCCCGCUUCGGACCAGGCGGUAUUCGACUGGGCUCGCGGCGUCUUGGAGGCUGGAGCGUGUACACCGGGGAAAAUGCCUUUGCGAGCUGGGCGAAACUGGUGGAUUGUGGUGAUGCGCCGUUGACCUGGCUGGAUAAUACGGUUGCGCUGAAGCAGCUCGACUUGGCGCAUAAGGUCGUGUCGUCGCGCCGCACAAACGAUACUCGGGCUGGGAAGACGCCUCGCAUCAUUGCCCUGGGCGGCGAUCAUACGACCACCCUGUCGGCGUUGCGGUCGACGCAGCUGGAGAGGGGCGUCAACCACGGAACAUUUCUCCAUCUAGCCCAUGAAGAAGGCCUAAUUCGCAACACGUCGAUCCAUGUCGGCAUUCGCGCGCCCGUCGUUCGCCCCAAAGGCGAUAUCCGCAACGACCUGCGCUGUGGCUUCGAAAUUAUCAAGGCCCGUGACCUCGACCGUCUUGGGGUCAGUGGUGUCGUCGAGCAGAUUAAGGAGCGCGUUGGGAACAGCAAGGUAUAUAUCUCUGUCGAUAUUGAUGUUCUCGAUCCUGCCUACGCGCCGGCAACCGGGACAGCUGAGCCGGGUGGUUUUACAACUCGAGAGCUUUUGUCGAUUCUCGAUGCCCUCCGGGGUCUGCCUGUGAUCGGGGCGGAUGUGGUCGAGGUCUCGCCGAUCUAUGAUACCAGCGCAGAAACGACGACUCUGGCGGCAGCCGAGUCUGACUCGCAUCUGCAUGGAGCCCCGUAUACCGGCGAUGUGGAUUGCUCCCCGCCGGGCGCACCACAAUCCAACGGUGCGGACCUGAAGAAGAUGGGUCUUAUUGGGUAA